AUGCGUUCUUCACUGCUGACUGUUGCUGCCGCCGUCUCAUCCGCGGCCCACAUUUUCCAGCGGCAGCCCACGAUUCAACUCGUGAAUGCGCGCCGUUCCGCGGUGCCGCUCCCCGCCAUCCCGCAGCUGCCGAGACUGCUCCGCCCACCGCGGCUCUCCGCUGGCGAAGCGGACGAUGAGAUUGCGGCGCUGGAGGCGAAGCUGGCCGAGGCCAAGCGCGCAAAGGAGGAAGCAGAGCGCGCGAGGCUGCGCGAGGAGGCCGAGGUUCGCCGGGCCGCUGCGGAGCUGUCGGGAGAUCUGGACGAGGGCUUCGACUUCAACACGCUCUCGUCGCGAAAAAAGGUGGCGGCGGUCAAGGCGCCGCCGCCGCCCGAGUUCCUGAGCGAGUCGUGGAAAGAGGAGGAGGCGGGCGAGGGCGGCGGCCUCGCGCUCGUCAACCUGGCGGGCGGGGCAGCGCUCGUGCUGGGGCUGAUCGCGUUUUCGCAGGUGCCGGUGGGCAGCAACCUCGACCUGGCGACGUACGGCGGCGGCACCGUGGCGGUGGAGUCGCCGGAGCAGAUAAGGCAGCGUUACGGCGAGGUGGCCGGCGACGAGUGACCGUCUGAUGAGGGCGCGCCGCUGUAGAGGGGGGGGGGGGGGGUCCGCGUCGCGGUGGAUUUGUCAAAAUACCAGAAGGAAGAAUACCGCUGGAAAAGAAA
This is a messenger RNA of Emiliania huxleyi CCMP1516, 698 nucleotides long. RefSeq lists its product as hypothetical. NCBI's taxonomy places the organism in Eukaryota, Haptophyta, Isochrysidales, Noelaerhabdaceae. Bases 1 to 597 code for a protein of 198 amino acids. The record is from RefSeq and is a predicted model, not a curated record. The transcript has 5 exons.